AUGAAAAAGAUCAAGGAAGAAAGUGAUAAAAAUAAAAGGUUGAAAAAUAAAAAACGUCUUCAAAAGGUGGAUAAUACUCCAAAACGACUUAAUUAUAAGAAUUAUCUGGAACACCUGCAGAAAGUGAAAAAUGUUGUUGCAAAAAUAGAUAACAAACCUCCUAAAUUUAACGUAGAAGUAUAUUUUAAGCCACGUCGUUUAGAAGUCGACGCCAGGAGGAUCAGGGAAUUGGACAAAGAAAAUAUGAAUAUAUUAAAAUCUUUAAACAUUAUCACUAGAUUAGGAGGUGUCGUUGAUUGCUGGCAAAAGAAAUUUACAUACAAAAGUAAAUUUGAUAUUCAACAUUUAGAAAAUAAAAAAAUUAUGAAAGAAAAUGAUGCAUUGCUUAAAAAAAUCAAUCAGACAUCUAGUCAAUAUACUGCAGCAGAUUUAAUAAAAGAAUGGAAAUAUAUGAGAGGAAAAUUGGAUGUUGAAAAAAAAAGGGAACCCCAAAAAUUAAAAGGGAUUGUUAUAACACCAGGUAUGAAAAAGGACUACUGUAUGCUCAGUGAUUCAGCACUAUUUCAUACUUUAGAUCAAUCAGUUAGAAGUAGGUGCUUUUUAGAGAUCAAAGAUCAACAAAAUAAACAAAUUCUGGGAACAAUUGUGAUUGAACUCUAUAUAGAUAUCGUACCUAAAACGUGUGCUAAUUUUGAAGCUUUCUGUCGUGGAGUAAAUGGAUUAUCUUACAGAAAUACUCCAAUUCAUCGUAUUGUUCCUGGAUAUUGGUGCCAAGGUGGUGAUGUAGUAAAAUUUAAUGGCAUUGGUGGUACAUCCAUAUAUGGAGAUAGUUUCAAAGACGAAAAUUUCAAUUUGCGUCAUGCUGGUCCUGGUGUACUUUCUAUGUAUAAAACCGACGAUAUGAAAGAAAAUAAUUCUAAAUUUAAUCUGACAUUUAAAACAUUAAAAACAAUGGAUGGUAGAAGAGUAGUAUUUGGAAAAGUUGUAUCCAAUCUUUCUGUAAUCCAUAAGAUUGAAGAAUGUGGCACAAAAUCUGGCAAACCAAUAAAAUCUAUUAUCAUAUCAAAUUGCGGAGUUCUACCAUCAAGAAGUAAUAUUUAUAAAUAAUAAA
This is a messenger RNA of Vespa mandarinia (Asian giant hornet), 1111 nucleotides long. RefSeq lists its product as uncharacterized. Gene Ontology annotation, molecular function: cyclosporin A binding; peptidyl-prolyl cis-trans isomerase activity. Gene Ontology annotation, cellular component: cytoplasm. Gene Ontology annotation, biological process: protein peptidyl-prolyl isomerization; protein folding. The record is from RefSeq and is a predicted model, not a curated record. Lineage: Eukaryota; Metazoa; Arthropoda; Insecta; Hymenoptera; Vespidae.